Molecule: messenger RNA, 3250 nt
Organism: Babesia bovis T2Bo
Lineage: Eukaryota; Apicomplexa; Aconoidasida; Piroplasmida; Babesiidae
Product: Beige/BEACH domain containing protein
Exons: 2
Coding region: 26-3190 (1054 amino acids)
Molecular function (GO): protein binding
Source: RefSeq, a predicted model, not a curated record
UUAGUACGUUAAGCCCUCGGACUCAAUGAUGCUUUCGGCCGUCAGAAGCUUCGACCUCGUGCUUCUAGAGGAAAGUGAAGAGUAUGUGUCUGACGCCGCCUGUAGCGUUGUGUCACCAUUUCCACUGGAAUCUAACGCUACCACGUGGUCACAGUUCGUCGAGUCCCUAAAGAGCGCACAUGGCUGCCGUAAUAAGGUUCGGAAAGGAAGAAUCCGUAUAGGCACAAAGUCAUUGAUCUUCGAGCCCGACGCAUUCGAUUCACCCAUUCUCAAGCUGCAUUUCCAAAAUAUCACCUCGAUAACUGACAGUGUUGACGUCUCCAAGGGGAUAUAUGUAUCCUGCACAAGAGUUACAUCCAUACCCACUACUAUAUACAAUGGUAAAACGCGGUUUCUAUCGGCCUAUGACGUACAUAUCGCAAAGGGAGUCCCGUCCAGUAGUACCGUGGACAAUAUGUCCCAUGGCUCAGACCCAUUGGGUUUCGUGUUCAUAUUUGCGUAUACCACUGCCACCAUGCACGAGGAGCAGUUAAGUGAAUAUAUGCGCCUUUGGGGUAGCUACAAGCUAAAUGUUGAUAUAGACAUGUUCAAGUCGAGCAAGGCUGGCGGGUUCAGCCAGUCGUUGCUUCAACCCCGUGAGAAACCUAUACUGGGUUGUGCAUCAUCCAGUAUACACCCCGAUUCAGUGUACUGCUGGCGGUUGAAGCGUAUGGUCAGGUACGGCGGCUACGCCGCACUCACUGACCGUGCGUUCUACUUCGAGCCCAGCCCUAACUUCUCCCGGAAAUCGUGUAAACGCAUCCCUAUCGACAGGAUACUACAUAUAUUCAAGCGUGAUAGCGGUAUCCCGUCAAAGAUAGAGUCUGCAACAGCCCUAGAGAUCAUAUCGUUACCAGAAGAAAGCAUCGAGAAGCGUAUUCAAAACUCCCGGAAACUAUACAGCUGCAUAUACGUGGAGUUCAAGCUGGAAGAUGAUCGCGAGAAGUUUACCUCCACGCUGCGGAACAUGGUGCCACGGGCGUUCUAUGCCCUGGAAUCACGAGCGUUCAGGAACGACAUGACGCAACUGUGGCGCCGCGGCGUCUUGCCCAAUUUCCAGUAUAUCGACUUCCUGAACUGCAUCUCAGGGAGAUCGCGCUACGAUAUGUCCCACUAUCCAAUAUACCCAUGGGUCCUGACCAACUAUGACAGCGCCACGUUAGACUUAAAGGAUGCCCGUAACUUCAGGGAUCUCUCGAAACCCAUAGGAGCCCUUAACCACGAUAGAUUAGUACACCUCAAGAGCCGCAUGAACACGUUACACUUUGCGACGAAGUCGAAUUCCGACGUCACGGAAUCUAGUGACGCCAAGUGUACCUGUGAUGACGAUAAAUGCGACAUGUGUUUGCUGCGUAUGUGGAAUAGCGGCUUCUAUUUAUACUGCUCACACUACUCCACACCUGCACUUGUUGUAUUCUUCCUUAUAAGGCUGCAGCCCGAGUGCCAGCUACGGCUAUAUAGUGGUAAGUUCGAUGCUGCAGCACGUACCUUCAAGAGCAUUGCGGAAACUUACCAUAACGUAGUACACGGCCAUUCCACGUUUUUUGAGCUGAUACCCGAAUUCUACAGCAGUGAUGGGUCGUUUCUGCGCAACCAGCUUAACGUGACCACUCAAGACGGCCGAUUGUGCGACGUUGAGCUACCACGCUGGGCUGGUAACUCCUCAUCGCAAUUCGUCAAUGUAAUGCGCAGCGCUCUAGAAAGCGAGCAUGUGUCCAAGCACUUGCACGAAUGGAUAGAUCUGGUCUUUGGCUACAAACAAGCUGGGUUGGAGUCAAUCAAGAGUGACAACACCUUCCAUCCACUAUCAUAUCUAUCCUCCGUACGUGUAGGCAAGCUGUCAAUGACACCCGCUACCCAAAACCUAGUUAGAACAAUGGAACCCAAGGCAAUAUCGGUACACGUCCGUGAAUUCGGGCAGGCGCCCAUAAUACUAUUUGAGAAUCCACAUCCACAACGACUCCGGCAUCCGCAGUGGCAGGCUACGGAUAAUCCCGUCCCCAACGCUCCGUGGUUCAUCUACGUGAGCCAUAACCGCGAUAUAUUCGGUGUUAGCGACCCUGAAACCGGUGAUGAACCACGUAUAGGACGUACCAUCACCCAGGGAAGUUGUGAAGGACACCUCCGAAGCAUGGUUGUGGAUGGCACGCUCAGGAUGCGUAGGGUACCGAAGCUCAGUGAUACAAUAACGGGAGCUGGUUUCGCCACUAGCGAUAUUGUAUACGCACUCACGCAAACUGGGAGUGUCAUGUUCCAUAGUAUUGACCAGAGUGUACCCACGAUAUCGGCAUCUAUAGACCGUAGCCCACUUACGUGCAGCACUUGGGUCAAGCAAAAUCUGUGCAUAUGCUCCGGUAGCGGCUACAUGACACUGUGCAACGUGGAUUCCGUAAUAUCAGCUAGCCGCGGUUACGACGCCAAUAUGGCCGCACGAGGUGAUGCGCUGUACUUCCACUCAGAGGACCAGGGUACAUUCUUCUACCGACAGCAGCUGCACGAGGAUGGUAUCAGCUGCGUCGCAUUCAGCGACGAUGUAAUAACCAGCGGCGGUUUCGACGAAACCGUUAAGCAGUUCCAAGUGACAAACUCCGAUAUUAGGAUGAUAGGUAUAUUCGACGACCACAACGGCCCCUUGGCAUCCGUGUUCUCAUCCAGCGGGUUGCUGCUCACCGCCACCGUUGGCGGCAGCCUAACGCUAUGGGAUCCCAGAUCACCACAUAGCCCUGUUUGGAAUCAUGAAAUAGGACAUCAAUCACGUAGUUGCCAAGUCAUCUCAUGCUCUAUCAGCAAUAGGUACAUCCAAAUGGUGUCCUCCGGGGACCAUCCAGUUAUAUUCUGGGAUGUGCGCAUGCUCAACUCGUUAAGUUCGUGCAGCGGCUUCAAGCGAGAGCUGUCGAUACCGAACUUUGACGUGCUGGGUGGCCUUUGUGACCCUAAUGACUGCAUAGGGUUGAGUGGUACCCAAGAUGGUGUAUCAACUCUACAGUUCUACGAUAUCAAUACGAGGUCAGUACUGGCACAGACUGCAUUCCAUGACAUGAGCUACCCGUCAAUAUUAGCGGUAAACUAUUUCAACGGCUCGCAUCGCAUGCUGGUGGCCAACACCAGUGGAGAUAUAUACACUGUGUGCCUUAAAGAUAGUACUACGUAAUGAUAUAGACUAUUGUAUAGCGAUAUAGAGUGAAUAUUCCUGGGCUAUGUCCAUAUGGCA